Messenger RNA from Parus major (Great Tit), 2364 nucleotides. It is a transcript of the gene CDC37L1, whose product is annotated as cell division cycle 37 like 1. Gene Ontology annotation, cellular component: cytoplasm. The coding region runs from base 786 to 1727 and encodes 313 amino acids. Gene Ontology annotation, biological process: protein folding; protein stabilization. Lineage: Eukaryota; Metazoa; Chordata; Aves; Passeriformes; Paridae. The transcript is spliced from 9 exons. Gene Ontology annotation, molecular function: protein-folding chaperone binding; heat shock protein binding. The record is from RefSeq and is a predicted model, not a curated record.
CCACAGCUAAGCAGUGGGACCCAGGGAAGGAACCAGGUGGAGCAAUCCAAGUUUUCAUCCUUGGUGAGGUAUUUCUGCAAGCCCCAAGGGGACAGCCCCACAGGUAAUCCCCCCUUCCCAUCUGACUCUGCUGGGAGAUGCUCAGGUGACAGCUUUGUGGGUGUCUUCUCCUGAAAGGAAAGAGACCCUGAAACCCUUGGGGUUGUGAGGCCACAAAGGUUAUUUGGCAAAGAGAAAUGUUGCAAGGAAGAAUCCUCUUUUCCAUGCAGUUUUACCUGAUCCUUCAUUCAUAGAGAAGCUUCAUCAGCCCUAGGGAGGAGGCUCCUCGCAACUCUUCCUCCACCUCCACUGGCCAAUGAUGUCCUUGUGGUCACCCAGCCCCAGUAACCCUCCUUCUCUCCAGUGGCUGCAAAAACCACAUGGAUAUGAAAAAACUCAGCAAUGGGGAAAGAGCUGGGGUGUGGGAUGGGGAAUCCCUCAGUACCUUCAGCUGGUGGCUGGGGAAUAACCUGACAACCCUUCAGAGUGUUUCACGGCUUCUUCUCCUCUUCAGCCAGUGCUGGCUGCAAGCUGUGUCCCCAGGACUGGCAGCUCCAUGGGGAAAGAUGCUACUGGCUUUCUGAAGAAUUGGGAAACUGGACUCAAGGCAUGAAAAAUUGUGAAAAUCAGGAUUCCCAGCUGGUGGUGCUCCAGGACAAGAAAGAAAAGGAGCACAUCGAGACUGUUACAGGCAAGAGCCCACCACCUGUGUGGAUUGGAUUAAGGUCACAUCAGAAGGUGUGGAGAUGGGUGGACAACACACCUUUCAACCCCAAAAUGAAUGGCUUACUCCAGAAGGACAAAAACCUGAAACUCAGACAUACAGCCAAGGGAUUGAAUUAGCCUGCCAAAAAGAAAGAGAGUUUGUGAAGCACUCUGUAGAAUGCACAUGGAACCUAGCAGAAGCCCAGCAAAAAUUUGGUAAUUUAGCACUGCAUAAUUCAGAAUCCUGUGAUCAGGAAUCUGCUCAAGCAAGGACAGAAGCUGCUGAGUUGAGAUGGAGAGAGGAAGAGUGGAGAAGAAAAGAGGAAGCACUAAACCAGAGGGAACGACAGAAUCUAUGGAACACGGAUCCUGUUAGUAAAGAAGUUUUCAAUAAGAGUUUUAUUAAUCAAAAAAGAAAAGAAAUUGAAGAUGAAGCUGUGUCUGAACCACUUAUGCAAAAACAUGAACAAAAGAUUAGACACUUUGGCAUGCUGAGCAGAUGGGAUGAUAGUCAAAGGUUUUUAUCUGAUCAUCCAUACCUUGUAUGUGAAGAAACAUCUAGGUAUCUCAUGUUGUGGUGUUUUCAUCUAGAAGCUGAACAGAAAAGAGCUCUGAUGGAGCAAGUAGCACACCAAGCAGUUGUAAUGCAGUUUAUUAUAGAAAUUGCCAGAAGCUGCAAUGUGGAUCCAAGAGGAUGUUUUCGUCUCUUUUUCCAAAAAGCCAAAACAGGAGAAGGCUACUUUGAGGCCUUUAAAAAUGAACUUGAGGCAUUCAAGACAAGAGUGAGAAUCUGGUCACAAUCACAUGGCUUUCAAACCAUGUUACUCCAUGAUCUCAAUGUCAGUCCUGGUUGUGUGGGAGAGUGGGCAUCUUUUUUUCAGAACACAGGAGAUCUGCAAGGUUCCAUAAACACAGAUGUCUGCAGUUUCAACUCUGUGAUACAAAGAGAUGAAGAAGAAUCCAAAAUGAUGGACACAUUAUAGUACUUUUAAGACUGAGGCCAAGUACUCUAUUAUUUCCCCUUUGGUUUUGUUUUGUUUUUUUUUCCCCAAAGAAACAAACAUGGCUAUUUUCUUGACACUUAUUUUUCUGGGUACUGCACUUUAUUUUUCGUGUCAGAUUUUUGUUGUUUUUGUUUGAUUUGGGCAGGGGGAGGGACUUUGAAGGGUAAUUACGGAAAGAACUUGUAAUAUUGUUUGAAAUGUGCUGCUAGGUUUUUAGUUGUCCUUGAAGAGCAGGGUUCUUUUAUUGCCGAAUGUGAAACUGGAUGUGUUUUCUGCUACUAACCUUGCCUUUCAUGACUUUAGAAAUUAAACAUCUGCACAAAUACAAUGUUUACAAGAAGCAGCAGAUUCUUGGUAGAAUCUGCUAUUGUCUUACUACAGAUGUGGAUAUGUUUUACUCUGAGUAUUGGAGAUCGCAACUGUAUUCAUGCUACCUUGCUGACAGUAUAAGCUCUCAAAUUUGGUUAUCACUAAUAGCAAUAAAUCAGUAUCUGGUAUCAGUAUUUCUGAUCUGAAUGGAUUAGAUUAAAACACUGGCUUUCUACCUCUACUAAGGGGAUCUAAAUGUUAUAUUGUACUUUCAUUAAACAUAACUUGGUUUAAUCCUAUAACAUAA